CGUAUGAAGAGCCCCCUGGGCCGACUUAGAAGGCCUCCCCACGCUCCACCCACCCGACCCGAAUGCGCUCACAACUGGCCGCCAUAUGCUCAUGGGGCCCAUCCUCGCCGAUUUUUCGGAGCCGCGUCCAGCCAUGGCCACGAAGGGCGCCGGCGUCACGGACUGGUUCGACCCCGCGACCAUGGCGAGCCCGCAGAUCCCCGAGGACCUCGUCGGGAUCGCACACUCGAUGGAGCAGGUGGACGGCGAGAUAGACAGGCUGACGACCGAGGAGGGCUACGCGGCACACCGCAUCCCGAGGAAGGAACCGCCGCACGCGCAUCACACACACACUCGGAGCUCCGCGCCGCGUCCCUGGACCGGCGCUGGGCCCCCCUCCCUGGCGCUGGCUCCCUUGGCGGCGCCUCCCGCGCCGCGGACCUCCGACAGUUGGUGUCCUGCCCGUGCAGCCUGCUUUCUUCCUCGCGCAUCGGCCUCCUCGGGCACGGCUCCGGCGGGCGCCUCGCCCUGCACCUGGCGUACGGGGCCGGCAGGCACCGGGGCGAGCUCGGGGCCGUGGCGAGCUCGGGGGGCUUCCUGCCGCAGGGCAGCGUGUGCUUCUCCGCCGCCGCCAGCGCCUGGAGGCACGGCUCUGCCCGCGGCCCGUCCCCGCCCCUGCUCCUGAGCCACGACGAGGACGACGGGCGCGUGAGCCAGGGAGGGUGGAGAGGUCCGCUGCCAGCUCGGGGCGGCCGGCGUGCGCGCGCCCGCGGAGGUCCUGGGCUGCGCCGGGGCGGGGCGCGGCGUGGGCGCCUCGGAGCUGCGGGCGCUCCUGGAGUUCUUCCUGCUGCACCUGGCCGCGGCGUGAGGGCGAGCGUCCGCCAUGACAGAGGCCCAGACAUGCUCGCGUCGCG
This is a messenger RNA of Prorocentrum cordatum, 893 nucleotides long. NCBI's taxonomy places the organism in Eukaryota, Dinophyceae, Prorocentrales, Prorocentraceae. The record is from the annotation of a GenBank genome assembly.